Molecule: messenger RNA, 765 nt
Organism: Sphenostylis stenocarpa
Lineage: Eukaryota; Viridiplantae; Streptophyta; Magnoliopsida; Fabales; Fabaceae
Source: the annotation of a GenBank genome assembly
AUGGAAAAACUAGUUUUCAGUGGUCUAAUACUACUUGUGGGGCUAUUCACCACAGAACAUAGAGUAGCAUCCGCAGGUUGGUUGCAAGCUCAUGCAACUUUCUAUGGUGGAAGUGAUGCCUCAGGAACAAUGGGUGGGGCAUGUGGCUAUGGAAAUCUCAACACGGAUGGUUAUGGAGUAAAAACAGCUGCUUUGAGUACUGCUUUGUUUAAUGAUGGCAAGUCAUGUGGUGGUUGCUAUCAGAUAGUUUGUGACGCAGGCCAAGUGCCCCAGUGGUGCCUCAGGGGCACUUCCAUCACAAUCACUGCUACAAAUUUCUGCCCUCCAAACUAUGCACUACCUAGUGACAAUGGGGGUUGGUGUAAUCCUCCUAGACCACACUUUGACUUGUCUCAACCUGCCUUUGAGAUGAUUGCCAAAUACAGAGCUGGAAUUGUCCCAAUAUUUUACAGAAGAGUUGGGUGCAAAAGAAGUGGAGGCAUCAGAUUUACCAUCAAUGGGAAGGACUAUUUCGAACUGGUGCUUAUAAGCAAUGUAGGAGGAGCAGGGGAUAUCUCUCUAGUUUGGAUCAAAGGUUCCAAAAUGAGUAACUGGGAAUCUAUGUCAAGGAAUUGGGGUGCUAACUGGCAAAGCUUAAGCUACCUCAACGGCCAGAGCUUGUCCUUCAGAGUCCAACUCAGCAAUGGAAAGACUCUCACAGCUUAUGAUGUGGCACCGUCCACUUGGAUAUUUGGCCAGUCUUUCAUCAGCAAGGUUCAGUUCUGA